Astyanax mexicanus (Mexican tetra) is the source of this 3153-nucleotide messenger RNA. RefSeq lists its product as uncharacterized. The transcript is spliced from 6 exons. The coding region runs from base 1 to 3087 and encodes 1028 amino acids. NCBI's taxonomy places the organism in Eukaryota, Metazoa, Chordata, Actinopteri, Characiformes, Acestrorhamphidae. The record is from RefSeq and is a predicted model, not a curated record.
AUGGCUCAGGCUUCUGUAAAUAAUAUUCCAUCACCUGCAGAGGGCAGUAUACCUGUGCAGCCUGUACAGAAGAAGUGUCGUCAGAAUGAGAGUUCGAGUCCUGCUGAUGAUGAAGCAGAUUCUGCUGAAGACCCGCACAGUAUGGAGACCACUCUCACCACCACUGACCCCCCAGCUGACGUAGACACCAGUCAGACCACCACCGACCCCCCAGCUGAUGUAGACUUCACUCUCACCACCACCGACCCCCCAGCUGAUGUAGACUUCACUCUCACCACCACCGACCCCCCGGCUGACGUAGACACCAGUCAGACCACCACCGACCACCCAGCUGACGUAGACUCCAGUCAGACCACCACCAACCACCCAGCUGACGUAGACACCAGUCAGACCACCACCGACCACCCAGCUGACGUAGACUCCAGUCAGACCACCACCAACCACCCAGCUGACGUAGACUCCAGCCAGACCACCACCAACCACCCAGCUGACGUAGACUCCAGUCAGCCCACCACCGACCACCCAGCUGACGUAGACUCCAGCCAGACCACCACCAACCACCCAGCUGACGUAGACUCCAGUCAGCCCACCACCGACCACCCAGCUGACGUAGACUCCAGUCAGACCACCACUGACCACCCAGCUGACGUAGACUCCAGUCAGCCCACCACCGACCACCCAGCUGACGUAGACUCCAGUCAGACCACCACCGACCACCCAGCUGACGUAGACUCCAGUCAGACCACCACCAACCACCCAGCUGACGUAGACUCCAGCCAGACCACCACCGACCACCCAGCUGACGUAGACACCAGUCAGACCACCACCGACCACCCAGCUGACGUAGACUCCAGUCAGACCGCCACCAACCACCCAGCUGACGUAGACUCCAGUCAGACCACCACCAACCACCCAGCUGACGUAGACUCCAGCCAGACCACCACCAACCACCCAGCUGAUGUAGACUCCAGUCAGCCCACCACCGACCACCCAGCUGACGUAGACUCCAGUCAGACCACCACCAACCACCCAGCUGACGUAGACUCCAGUCAGACCACCACCGACCACCCAGCUAACGUAGACUCCAGUCAGACCACCACCAACCACCCAGCUGACGUAGACUCCAGCCAGACCACCACCAACCACCCAGCUGACGUAGACACCACUCUCACCACCACCGACCACCCGGCUGACGUAGACUCCAGCCAGACCACCACCAACCACCCAGCUGACGUAGACUCCAGUCAGCCCACCACCGACCACCCAGCUGACGUAGACUCCAGUCAGACCACCACCGACCACCCAGCUGACGUAGACUCCAGUCAGACCACCACUGACCACCCAGCUGACGUAGACACCACUCUCACCACCACCAACCACCCAGCUGACGUAGACUCCAGUCAGCCCACCACCGACCACCCAGCUGACGUAGACUCCAGCCAGACCACCACCAACCACCCAGCUGACGUAGACUCCAGUCAGCCCACCACCGACCACCCAGCUGACGUAGACUCCAGUCAGACCACCACCGACCACCCAGCUGACGUAGACUCCAGUCAGACCACCACCGACCACCCAGCUGACGUAGACUCCAGUCAGACCACCACCGACCACCCAGCUGACGUAGACUCCAGUCAGACCACCACCGACCACCCAGCUGACGUAGACUCCAGUCAGACCACCACUGACCACCCAGCUGACCUAAACUAUAUGAAAAAAACAACUGUAGAAGAAGAGGCCGGGCGGGGGCAUGGAGAUCCUCAGGUUCCUCUUGGUCUAAAUUCCCCACAAGCAGCGGUCGGGAAUGCACACCUUCCUGUAGUCCCGGCCGACUGUGGGGACUUCGAUCAAGAACAGAAUCCGCAGGACUCCUGUCCCUGCCCUGCAAAAGCAGGAGAGUUCCAAGAAACAGAACAAUCGGGAUCCAGAAAGCGCAAAUUAUCAACAUCCCCUGAUCCAGCGAGGGUAGAGGAGACUCAGCUGGUGAAGGUGAAGUUUAAGGACUGGAAAAUAGAAGAGUUUAUAUGUAUUGACCAGAAACAUUCCUCAAAAAGAAAAAGAGAAGAAUAUAUCUUAGAGUACUGUAAUCUGUUAAAUAUAGAUCAAUAUUUUAAACAGAUCCUAAAAAGAAUCAAAAAGCUGCCUGAGCUAAACAAUAUAAUUCCUUUGCUCCCCGACAGUUCCAUAGACAAUUCCAUAAAAGAUCAAAUUAAGAAUCACAUAAAAGAACAGGAUCCAUCAAAUGAGGAAAAGCAGUUUGCAUUUUAUUUUUUUAAAAAGAAAGAUGUUAUUAUUGAUAAAUCCUCUGAUGUGUUUUAUCCAGUCGGUCGAUCUCAUAGUGAGGAUUUUAUAAUUAAAGAAAUAGAUAAAUUAAUAAAGGAUAAUAUUAUUAAUGAUAAUAAUGAUAAUGAAUAUCGGGGCAGUGAGCUGUGGAUCUACACAGUGAACAGUCCAUGUAUGGGAAAGGAAAGGAGUCACCCCUGUAUAAUUAAGUUAACUCAUUUAUCACUUAAGUUGAAUCAGUAUAGGAUUAAAGUGGUUGUUGUUUUUAAGAAACCUUUUAUACCAAACUUCCUUCGUGAAAAACUUCCUUCUCAAAAUUCCUCAAGUACUGCUUCUACACAGCCUGAAAAUAACAAUAACCCAGAACUAGAGGAAGCCAGGAACACAAUUCUUACAGAUGAUAUCAGAUCCUCCAGAUUUUUUAGGGGAGAUCUAGAACAGGGAGAAUGUUCUCAAGAGAAUUUUGAAGAGUUUAAAGGUAUAUGGUUGGGGUUCAGUAAAGAGGUGGAUAAUAAAAAUCUAGAACAGGGAGAACAUUAUCCACAGACUUUAGAAGAGUUUAAAAAUAUAUGGUCAGAGUUAAGUGAAAAGGUAGCUAAUGAAAAACGUCAGGAAUUUCUGGACUGGUGGUCUGUGAACCUAGAAAAGUCAUAUAAUAAUCUUUAUAUAAACUUAGUAGAUGAUAUACAUAGAGAGGCUCUUCAGCUCUUCAUUCACGACUUGCACAACCUUUUUCAACAGCUUUUCAGUAAUAAAAAUUACUUUCCAAUUCGCUUUUAUGAACUUCCUGAUAUUCAGUUCUAAUUUAAAUUCACACACUGAUAAUGCUUUACUAGUCUGAAAAAAAAACAAUAAAAAAAAAAAACACUU